GGACGGAUCGUCUUGAACCGACUGAAAGAGCGCUGCGCACCAAGUUGGUGAACGCAGCAGAAAUUGGCCAGAGAGGGGCUGGGGGAGUCUUUCUGGGGUUCGAGGGCAGGCCAGCGUUCCUGUUUCUAUGGCGACUUCCGAACCGUUCCUGUGAGGUUCCGGAAGUAGCGCUUUAAUAGGCCGCGGUUCGCCGUGGAAUGAGGAGGUGCCGUUCUAUCUGAUGACCGUAGCUUGUAAUCUGCCGAGAAAAAAACAUCUAAGAUGGCUUCAGUCCCUACUUCACAUUCAUCUUCCAAGCUAACUGUAGCAUCACAAGUCCCAUUUUCAGAUCUCUGUUCAACAUUAGAACAAAUUCAGAAGUGCAAAUCUCGACAAAACAAAACAAAGUAUUUCAAGGAUUUUCUAGAUUCCUGGAGGAAAUUUCAUGAUGCUCUUCAUAAAAAUGAGAAGGAUGUGAUAGAUUCUUUUUAUCCUGCAAUGAGGCUUAUUCUUCCACAGUUGGAAAGAGAGAGGAUGGCCUAUGGAAUUAAAGAAACAGUGCUUGCUAAGCUCUAUAUUGAAUUGCUAGAUUUACCCAAAGAUGGAAAUGAUGCUUACAAACUUGUAAAUUUUCGAACACCCACUGUCUCACAAGGAAAUGUUGGAGACUUUGCUAUGAUUGCCUACUUUGUUUUAAAAGAAAGAUGCUUCAACAAAGGUCAACUGACCAUACAACAAGUAAAUGAUCUUCUAGAUUCUGUUUCUAAUAAUAAUGCUGCCAAAAGGAAGGAUCUAGUUAAGAAGAGCCUUCUUCAGUUAAUAACUCAGAGCUCAGCACUAGAACAGAAGUGGUUGAUCAGGAUGAUCAUAAAGGAUUUGAAACUUGGUGUCAGCCAGCAAACCUUACUUUCUAUUUUCCAUCCUGAUGCUGUAGAAUUGCACAGUGUCACAGAUUUGGAAAAGGUUUGUAGGCAGCUGCAUAAUCCUUCGGUGUCACUUAGUGAUGCUUCUAUUACAUUAUUUUCUGCCUUUAAACCAAUGCUUGCUUCUAUUGCCAGUGUGCGCCAAAUUGAGAAACAAAUGAAUAAUCAGACUUUUUACAUAGAAACCAAAUUAGAUGGUGAACGAAUGCAGAUGCACAAAGAUGGAGAUGUUUACAAAUACUUUUCCAGAAAUGGAUAUGAUUAUACUCAGCAGUUUGGUGCUUCUCCUCUCGAAGGUUCAUUGACUCCUUUCAUUCAUCAGGCCUUUAAAAAUAUUCAAAACUGCAUUCUGGAUGGUGAAAUGAUGGCCUAUAAUCCUACCACCCAGACAUUUAUGCAGAAAGGAAACAAGUUUGACAUCAAAAAGAUGGUGGAGGAUUCUGAAUUACAAACAUGUUUCUGUGUAUUUGAUGUUCUUAUGGUCGAUGACCAAAAGUUGGGUCAUGAGAUGCUGAGCAAAAGAUACAAUAUAUUAAAUACAAUUUUUACACCAAUAGCUGGUCGAGUGCAGAUUGUUUCUAGAAUUCAAGCCAACACACAGAAAGAAGUAGUAGAUGCCCUAAACGAAGCCAUUGAUAACAGAGAAGAAGGAAUUGUAAUAAAAGACCCCAUAUCAAUUUACAAGCCAGAUAAGCGUGGGGAAGGAUGGCUGAAGAUCAAGCCAGAAUAUGUCAGUGGGUUGAUGGAUGAACUGGACCUUUUAAUUAUUGGAGGCUACUGGGGUAAAGGUCUUCGUGGUGGCAUGAUAUCUCAUUUUUUAUGUGCGGUUGCUGAGACUCCUUUGCCUGGUGAAAAACCAUCUAAAUUCCAUUCCAUUUGUCGUGUUGGUUCCGGUUGCACUAUGAAAGAACUGUAUGAUCUUGGCUUAAAAUUAGCCACAUAUUGGAAAAAAUACGAUAGGAAGGUUCCACCUUGUAAUAUCUUAUGUGGUGUUGAGAAGCCUCAAGUCUAUAUUGAUCCUUGUAAUUCAGUGAUUGUUCAGAUUAAAGCUGCUGAAAUUGUGAGUAGUGAUAUGUAUAAAACAGAAUGUACAUUACGUUUUCCACGCAUUGAAAGAAUAAGGGAAGAUAAAGAAUGGUAUGAAUGUAUGACUCUUGACCUUCUAGAACAACUCAGAAGUAAAGCUGCUGGGAAGCUUGCUACAAAACACCUUGAUGUAGUUGAGGAUGAACCACAAGAAAAGAAGCGUAAAACUCUGGCAAAAAAUAAAAAAGCAAUUGGUUUAAUGGAACAUUUUAAAGCACCAGAUCUUUCUAAAAUAAACAAAGUUUCUAAUAUUUUUGAAGAUGUUGAGUUUUGUAUUAUGACUGGGACACCAAAUUAUUCAAAGUAUACCUUGGAAAGCAAAAUAGCAGAAUACGGUGGCAGCAUAGUUCAAAAUCCUGGGCCGGAUACCUACUGUGUUGUGGCAGGAACUAAGAAUGUUAGAGUGAAAAAUAUUAUUUAUUCCAACAAAUAUGAUGUUGUGAGAGCAGAAUGGCUUUUACAGUGUUUCCAAGCUGGAAAGUUUGUGCCGUGGCAACCUGCUUUUAUGAUUCACAUGUCUCCUGAAACAAAGCAACAUUUUGCUUAUGAAUAUGAUACUUAUGGUGAUAGUUUCACAGCUGAUACUGAUCCACAAGAGUUGAAGGCAGUGUUCUCAAGAAUUAAUACCUCUGAAGAGAUUUCUCAAGAUGUGAUUGCUGGCAUAGAAGCCCGUUAUUCUUGGGAAAGUUCCCUAAGUAUGUUCAGGCAACAAACCAUUUACCUGAGUCUUUUUGAUGAAAUGGGCAAUUCAAGGGACAGAAUAAAUCAAACCAGAUGUUUAACUGUAGAGUUGCUACUUCGUUUUCAUGGAGCAAAAGUAGUGUCACAGCUUGAGGAAGAUGUAUCCCAUGUAAUUGGUGGAGAACAUUCUGAUUUGAAGAAAAUAAAAGCCAUCAGAAGGACUUUUAAGAAAAAGUUUAAAAUUGUUUCUGAGCAAUGGAUAAAGGAUUCUGUAAAAGCUGGAGAAUUACAAAAUGAAAACUUGUACAUAAUGUAAGAUUUUAAUUUGUAAGAAAAGUCUUGUUAGGAUUGUGCAAAACGUUUGAAAGUGAUUUGCAGUAACAGGAGCAGGAGUGAAGUACAUCUCUUUCAAAAUAACCAUGCUUUCUGCAAGAUGAGGUGGCUGCUUCCAAAGUUGUUUUCAGAGCACACUCUUAACCUGGCAGAAUGUAGUUUUUGAAUGUGUUGCACAAUGCAAUUCUUUUAAUAUUCCAACUCUCUUGAAGGUAUGUGAAUAAAAGAAAAAAAUGCUCAGGAAAAUGGGGAUGAUUAUUUCUCAGUCUUAGGUUUUUAUCUGUUUUACCUAGCUUUUAAUGUAUUUCUAGGGAAACUUGUAUUACUCAAUUAUAUUUAUUAAAAUGUACAGAUCCUAAAUAAAUUUUAUUAUUUGCAGCCAAUAGGGCUAUAUGUUGAAAUUUCCAAUACUGAAUGUGGUUUGAGAUGUGGUUUAAUUGUUUUAAAAAGUAUCAUCUAUCUAAAUCCGUGUUUCAUUCAUGUUUAAUGUAUUAUUGUAAUGAUGAAUUUUUAAAUAAAUGGAUAUGUAUCCUCAGAA
Molecule: messenger RNA, 3540 nt
Organism: Thamnophis sirtalis
Lineage: Eukaryota; Metazoa; Chordata; Lepidosauria; Squamata; Natricidae
Product: DNA ligase 4
Biological process (GO): double-strand break repair via nonhomologous end joining; immunoglobulin V(D)J recombination; nucleotide-excision repair, DNA gap filling
Cellular component (GO): DNA-dependent protein kinase-DNA ligase 4 complex; DNA ligase IV complex
Molecular function (GO): DNA binding; ATP binding; DNA ligase (ATP) activity
Source: RefSeq, a predicted model, not a curated record